This is a messenger RNA of Pseudopodoces humilis (Tibetan ground-tit), 911 nucleotides long. Lineage: Eukaryota; Metazoa; Chordata; Aves; Passeriformes; Paridae. The record is from RefSeq and is a predicted model, not a curated record.
AAAAAGCGGCGAUAGUGAUAAAAAAUAAUUCCGAGUGGGGGAGGAAAAAAAAUGGCGGAUUAAAAUCCAAGAUGGCGGCGCCGAGGGGCGAGCGGCGCAGGGGGGAGACGGCGGGGAGAGCCGCCUGGAGAUCCCUCCGCCGCGCCCCGCGAGAAAGAGUCCCCCGGGCUCCCCCGCAGAGACCCCGCGGGGUGGCGGCGCGGACCGGCCGCCGCUUCCUCCUCCUUCUCCUCCUUCCCUGCGGGGAGCCCUCGUUCCGCCGCCCCGCCGAGCCAGGCGAGCGCCGCGCUGGCCGCUGCGCCCCGAAGUUUCUUCUUGUUCCUCCCGGCGGAGCCCGCGACCUCCUCGCCCCGUCCGGGGAGACGCCGAGUGCCCCUGCGCUCCCGGCGGCGGAGGGACACCGCGGACACCCGCCGCCGCGCACUCCCGCCGCCGCGGAAGGAUACACCGCUGGCAAGGAAACACAGCCCGCCCCCAGCCGCGCCGCUCCCCGCCGCCGCCUCCUGCCGCCGCCGCUUCACCGCGGGCGGCGCGGGGGCAGCCGGGGUAGCCCAUCCGGCCGCGGAGGGCGGCCGGCGGCGGCCGCGGGGCCCAUGACCGCCCGGCGCGGCGGAGGGAUCCCGCCGAGGGAGGGGAACGAGGCCCGGGCCGCCCCGCACGGCCGUGUGUGCGGGGAAGAAGUCCCGCUCCGGGAUCCCUCCGCGCGGUGCUGCCCUUUAAACGCGGGGGACUCCCCGCCGCGGGGCGCGCACCGGCAUGCAGCCGGGAUGCGUCUCCUUGUGCUGCCUCGCGGUUCCCCUGCUGUGCCGGUCUCGGCGGUUUGUGCGGCGACAGCUCGCCCUGCCCCGCCUGAGAGGGGAGUGGGACCGCAAACCGAGCUCUUCCGGCACCUGCUCCCCCCCGCUGUCUGA